This is a messenger RNA of Gastrolobium bilobum, 1704 nucleotides long. Its product is annotated as amidophosphoribosyltransferase, chloroplastic-like. Gene Ontology annotation, molecular function: amidophosphoribosyltransferase activity. Lineage: Eukaryota; Viridiplantae; Streptophyta; Magnoliopsida; Fabales; Fabaceae. Gene Ontology annotation, biological process: purine nucleobase biosynthetic process; purine nucleotide biosynthetic process. The record is from RefSeq and is a predicted model, not a curated record. Gene Ontology annotation, cellular component: cytoplasm.
AUGGCUGCGCCAAAUCUUUGUACCCUGUCUUCCUCUUUCCUCUGCAAAUCAUUGUCUUUCCCUUUCAACGCCAACACUUGUUUUUCCCUCCAAAACCCUACCUCGUUUCCCAAAACCGCUCUUUCUAACGCCGCCUCCGAGUCCCAUAAAACACCUUUCCCAGUUUCAGUUUCAUGCAAAAACCAAAUUUCUGCAGAGGUUUUGCACGAUGAUGAUGAUGACGAAAAGCCACGCGAAGAGUGCGGUGUGGUGGGUAUAUACGGUGAUCCAGAUGCAUCUCGUCUAUGCUGUCUGGCCCUGCGCGCUCUCCAGCACCGUGGCCAAGAAGGUGCUGGGAUUGUUGCUGUUCAUAACAACGUUCUUCAAUCUGUAACUGGUGUUGGUCUUGUCGCUGAAGUGUUCAACGAGUCCAAGCUUCAUCAGUUAACUGGAACUUUGGCUAUUGGCCAUGUUCGCUACUCAACUGCAGGCCAAUCCAUGCUCAAGAAUGUUCAACCUUUCGUUGCAGGGUAUCGCUUUGGCUCUGUUGGGGUUGCUCAUAAUGGCAAUUUGGUCAAUUAUCGCUCCUUAAGGGCCAAACUUGAAGACAAUGGGUCGAUUUUUAACACGAGUUCUGAUACUGAGGUUGUGCUCCAUCUUAUUGCCACCUCAAAGCACGGAGCUUUCAUCUCGAGGAUUGUUGAUGCAUGCGAGAAGCUUCAAGGGGCUUAUUCUUUUGUGUUUGUUACUGAGGACAAGCUCAUUGCUGUGAGGGAUCCCUUUGGAUUUCGACCCUUGGUUAUGGGGAGGAGAUGUAAUGGUGCUGUUGUUUUUGCCUCCGAGACAUGUGCCCUUGAUUUGAUUGAAGCCACAUAUGAGAGGGAGGUGUACCCUGGUGAAGUUGUGGUUGUUGACCAGAAUGGGAUUCAAUCCUUUUGCCUAAUGUCUCAUCCACAGCCAAAGCAAUGUAUCUUUGAACACAUAUACUUUGCAUUGCCCAAUUCUGUGGUUUUUGGGAGGUCUGUGUAUGAAUCUCGCAGGAAAUUCGGAGAAAUACUGGCCACUGAAAGCCCUGUUGAUUGUGAUGUUGUGAUAGCAGUUCCAGAUUCUGGUGUGGUGGCUGCGCUUGGUUAUGCUGCUAAGGCUGGGGUUCCUUUUCAGCAGGGGUUGAUUAGGUCACACUAUGUGAGGAGGACUUUCAUUGAGCCUUCUCAGAAGAUUAGGGACUUUGGCGUGAAGUUGAAGCUCUCACCGGUACGUGCUGUACUUGAAGGGAAGAGGGUUGUGGUUGUGGAUGACUCAAUUGUGAGGGGAACUACAUCAUCCAAAAUUGUAAAGUUGAUAAGGGAGGCAGGUGCCAAGGAAGUUCACAUGAGGGUUGCAUGCCCCCCAAUUAUAGGGUCAUGUUACUAUGGGGUGGACACACCAAGCUCGGAGGAGUUGAUAUCUAAUAGGAUGAGUGUUGAUGAAAUAAGGGAGUUUAUUGGAGCGGAUUCACUUGCUUUCCUUCCACUUGAUAGCUUGAAGAAGUUGUUGGGUGAUGAUUCUCCCAAUUUCUGUUAUGCUUGCUUCUCUGGGAUGUACCCUGUUGAACCCACAGAAAUUAAAGUGAAGAGGGUUGGUGACUUUGUGGACGAUGGCUUGAAUGGGAGUGUCGAAUCUAUUGAUGGGGUUUGGGUUCAACCAAACCGAAAUCAGAAAGAGGUGAAGAUCGUUAGUACCUGA